AUGUCUUACAAUAAUAACAAUAAUAAUAAUCGAAAUUAUUACAAUCGAUAUUCGGGCUCAUCAAAAAAGCCUAAUACGUUUGGAGGGCAUAGUAAUAAUAACGGUUCUGAAGGCAAUGAAUAUGGAAACGGAGGUGGUAGUUCAUCUAGCACUGGAUAUAAUAGUAGAAAUACCGAUUCAAAUAGAGGAAACUACGGAGGCUACAGACUGAAUAUGAAUAAUUCUAAUUCUUCAAAAUAUGGUAGGUAUGAUAAAUAUAGAGGUGGCAGAAAUAGCUAUCGAGGAUCGAAUUCAUCGUAUUAUCAUCCUGGGAAUUCAGGCAGUAGUAAUAACUACAAUACUAGGAAUUCUAACUCGUACAAUAGGCGAGAACCUCAGUAUGAUAGAUACGACUCUUAUGGAGAAAGGUCUCAGAAACAACCAACCAAGUUUAAUAAUACAUCAAGACCGGUUUCGGCUAACAACGCGUUUAAAAAGAACGAAGAAGAUAAAAAUGGUAAAGAUAAUCUGUCUAAUCCACAAAGUAGAGAGCUUUCCCCAAAUCCAAUAGUCGACUCUGGAGUUUCCCAUCAUUUAAAGGAGUCAGAUAAUUCUGGAUCUGGAUCUUUAUUUGAAGACAGGCCAGAACGGAGGUUUGAUGAGCCUGAACUGAAGUCUCGCUACUCGCAGUACCAGGAAACUCAGAAUAGAAUUGACAAUGGUCAAGAUGAAACAACGAAAGACACCAAUAAGAACCUGGAAACGAAAGAAGACUCCAUUAAUACCCAUCAGAGGAAUCCAUUCCCGGUGAAUGCUUCCGAAAGUCCAAAAGAAGUGAAAGAUGAGAAGAUUCCUAAACCAGAAAACCCUGAGCCAUCAAAUUUAGACAUUGAUCAGAGCUCGGUGAAAAAGAAAUCUGACACUAAUGAAAAUAUCAAGGCUGGAUCUAUAGAUGAAUCAACAAAAAACAUAUCUGGUGAUAAACUAAUCUCCGAUGAUGAUCAGAGUCGGAAGGAAGUACAUCAAGAAGCUACUAGAAUAUCGUCUUCAGAUAAUCAAAAGCUAUUGCAAGAGGAUGAUACCAAAAAUGAAUCUAAUUUUAAAGAAGAGCAUAUAGACCAUGAUACGAAAGAAGUGCCCGAGUCACCUACACAAUCCCAAUUAGUGGCUAAUUCAUCAUAUUUAUCACCUAUUGCUGACACUGCAUCUUUUGAUGGAUCAUUCUUGAACCAUUUGCCACAUGCCAGUGAUGACAAGGAAAUUCAUGCUCAUGAACUUGGUGAUAUCCUUACUGAAGUAAAAGAAGAAGCGAAUGAAAAUGAUUCUGAAGCGGAAACAAUCGUUGCUCAUUCACCUCCAAGAAUAAAUAAAGGUAGAAAACUAGUAAGAAAGAGAGAUUAUGAUGAAGACAGAGAAAAAUUGAUCAGAACUAGAAAGGUAAUUGACAGUUCUGAUGAAGAUGACGAUGAAGAUGAAGAUAACGAAUCAAGCACAUACCCUAGCUUUCGAGAGAAUAGUGAAAGUAAUGAUAAUAAGGAGUCAUCAAAAGAUGCCAGUGCGAAAAGACCCUACAAAAUCAAGCGCGAUUCCAGUGGAAGAUCAUUGCUUCAAAGGGCAUGUAAAAAGGGUAAUUUUGAUGAUGUUAAGAGACUAAUUGAUAGAGGUGCAAAUCCUAAUGAACGUGACUUCUGUGGGUUUACUUGUUUACACGAGGCGGCGCUAGAGGGCCAUAUCAAUAUUGUUAAAUUCUUAAUAAAAAAGGGAGCUGACGUGAAUAAACAAGCACUAAAGGUUGGAGAUUUAGAAACUCCGUUAAUUGAUGCAGCAGAAAAUAAGCAUUUUGAGACUGUGAAAGUUUUGCUUGAGAAUGGGGCUGAUCCAAGGAUUUUCAAUAUAGACGGGUUCACUGCAUUAACCAAAAUUUAUAAUGAACAUGAUGAUGAAGAGGGUUAUGAAGAUAUCAUAAAACUAUUGGAAGAAUAUAACACGAAAUUCUUGGAUUCAAAUGAUGCAAAACCAAAACAUCAAAGUAAAGAGACAGUAAGGUCUACUGUGUCUCCAUCUCCUUCACGUAUAAUUGAAGAUCCAAAUGAUAAUUAUUUUAGUGAUUUAUUGAAAAAGAAGAGUCAUGCAUCAUCCAUAUACAAAUAUGCGGCUGAAGGCCUCAAGGAGUUUACUGCAAAUUAUUUUGUUGAAGGAGGUAGACUAGACUAUAAGCCAGAUAUUUUAAUUUUAGCGGCUAGGAAUGGCCAUACAGAAUUAGUUGAUAUCAUUUUAGGUUUGGCCUCAGGAAAUUUUGACAUUAAUCAAGAGAAUAACUGCGGUCUUACAGCUUUGCUAGCUUCAGUGGGUAGAGGACAUUAUGAAGUUGUUGAAUUCUUAUUAUCUAAAGGUGCAAAUCCGAAUAAAAAACGUAAACCUGAUGGUUUAAAUGCUCUAGAAAUAGCAGAAAGGGCAUCAUAUUUUGAUGCAAAUGAAGUCAAACUCCUCCAAGAAUAUAUGAACAAAUCUUAUGAUGAUGAUGAAAAUGAUGACAGUAGUGAAAAUGAUGAAUCUAUAGAUAUAGAUGAUUCAUUUAUAUCUCGAAAAGAUUCGCCAAAAGCUAAGAAUAAGUCUGACGAUCAGGCUUUUAAUGGAAAAAGAAAAUCAUCACGUCCGGUAGAGGAAGAUUUUCAUAAUGAAAAGAGGCUCAAAAAAUCUAAAAGCCGGGAACCGGAAGUUAGAGUCAAGGCUCAACCUAGUAGUGUUUUUAGUAAAGAAAAAACUCCUGAGUUGAGUGAAGAAUUGAAGCGUACUAAAUCCAGAGAGCAAUCUUUUUCACCUUCAUCUGAAGUUUCCAGAGACGAUAGGAGACCUAUCAAGGACAUUUCAACUAGAAGUUCACCAUCACCGUCCCCUCUUACCAAAGCACAAGAAGAGAUAAAAGCUAAAAAUGCGGAGGAAGCUAGAAUCUGGCAAGAAAAGGUUGAAGCUAAGAAGCAAGCUAGAAGGGAUAUGUUUUUGAAAUCUGAGAAAGAAAGAGAACGCAAGAGAAAAGAAGAUGAAGAAAGAAAAAUCGAAGAAGAAAGAAGACUAGCAAUUCUCCAAGAGGAAGAAAAGGAAAAAAUGGCAAGAUUGACUGAACAGAAGAAUAAGGAAAUUCAAGAGAAGAGACAAAUCAUGGAGAAGCAGUUAACUAUUGAAAAUUAUCCAAUUGGCCUUAGACUUACUAAAUUUGGCAUAGAGCCAACUAAAGAAGAAAUGUUGCAAUUUGCUCCUUUGUAUACUUUUGCUAUUUCAGGUGACGUAUAUGUAACUGAUUUACAACUCGCAUUGCUAACAAGAACUGACGUUUCAUCAUUGACUGCUGAUAUCAGCAAGCAAUCUAUGAUUGAAGCUGAUAAAAGCCAGAAGUCUAAACUAUGGAUGCUCUUUUUCCCAUUGAUUGGAAUUGAUAAAUCAGCACCAAAUUCAGACAUGACAAAGCAAAUUUAUGAAGGGCAUACAAACUUUCAAUAUCUUUUAAUUAAUUUUGUUAGACUUGAUGAUGUCAUUGGCCUUAUUAGGGAUAAAUUUCCGAACACUUACUCUGUCAUAUGGGACAAGCAAAAUAUUUCUCACGUUGAUAUAGAUUCAUUGCAACUGUUUUGUGAUUUAUCAAGUAGAUCAGGCGCUAGCUUGAUUACCACAGAUGAAUCAGACAUCAUUGUUGACACUCAGAAUGUGCAAAAUUUGAGCUUUAUUCCCCCAAAGCUUAAAAUUCGUAAGGAUGUUUUGAAGACCAUUUAUAAUUCAAAGACCCCAUUAUGGUAG
This is a messenger RNA of Debaryomyces hansenii CBS767, 3771 nucleotides long. RefSeq lists its product as uncharacterized. Lineage: Eukaryota; Fungi; Ascomycota; Pichiomycetes; Serinales; Debaryomycetaceae. Bases 1 to 3771 code for a protein of 1256 amino acids. The transcript has a single exon. The record is from RefSeq and is a predicted model, not a curated record. Gene Ontology annotation, biological process: regulation of barbed-end actin filament capping. Gene Ontology annotation, cellular component: cytoplasm; nucleus. Gene Ontology annotation, molecular function: protein binding.